Porites lobata is the source of this 3683-nucleotide messenger RNA. NCBI's taxonomy places the organism in Eukaryota, Metazoa, Cnidaria, Anthozoa, Scleractinia, Poritidae. The record is from the annotation of a GenBank genome assembly.
UCCCUGACCGCUGGUGAGACCGAAUCCGAGAUGAAACUGUUUUCGGCUAUUCUAGCCAUAUAUUUGGCACUUUUAUGCGCAACAGACCGAGGUAUUUUGUAAUUUUUCCAUACAGAGUAAUGUUCGCCGGGACCUAGCAAAUCAGCAAAAGAACUAACUCAGUGGAAAGCAAAAAACUAAUAACACUCAUAAUUAGGAAAUUGGUCACACGGAAUAAUACUACACUUAUUUAUCACAAUAUCAGGAGCCUCUGUAUUAUACCUGGGAACGUCGUUUUCGUCGCGUUCAGUUUUCCACCAAAUCGUCCAUUUUACAAAGAAAUCAUCUCAUAUCAAGCGAAAUUGUUUUGCGUGGUAUUAAACGCUAGUGGCGAGCGCAACAACGUAGCGACGGCGACGACGACAAAGACGAGAAACUAGAAAAGAAACAGAUUUAAUAAGCAAAAUAAAAACACUCAGUGGGGGAUCGCAAGAAAAAUGUUGUAAAACGCAGCCGGAUCGGAAUGAAAUCAUCAUUUCAUCUUUAGCGAUCGUUGCGGCUUCGAUUUCGUCAGAAAUACUUCUCCAAAAUCUUGGUUAUGAUCACUUCAUCGGCUACAAAAAAGAUAGUAUUGGCAUUUUUCCGUGAAAACGUUUGCAAUUUCCAGUCACUAGUACUCUUUCACAAAUUGAGGAUCCUACUUAGAUAUUGUUGAUUGAUGUGAGUGCAAUUUUUCUUGCAGUUCAGACAAGCAGUGUGAUUAAACGAAGUGUUGUCAAUGACCCAACACUUGCAAAACUGCAAGAUAUCGAGCGAAUACUUGGUGAGUAAAGUUGAUCCCGCAAAAAAUAAACCCCUCUUCCCCCACCCCCCGCCCCACGAACCAAUAGUUAGUCUUUGGUCAAUUUUUCUUCCAUUGCCUUCUUUCAAACAACAGUACCCACUUCGGGUACUUAUUUUAGAUAGAUAGAUAGAUAGAUAGAUAGAUAGAUAGAUAGAUAGAUAGAUAGAUAGAUAGAUAGAUAGAUAUAGAUGGAUAGAUGGAUAGAUGGAUAGAUGGAUAGAUGGAUAGAUGGAUAGAUGGAUAGAUGGAUAGAUGGAUAGAUGGAUAGAUGGAUAGAUGGAUAGAUGGAUAGAUGGAUAGAUGGAUAGAUGGAUAGAUGGAUAGAUGGAUAGAUAGAUAGAUAGAUCGAUAGAUCGAUAGAUAGAUAGAUAGAUAAUCUUUAUUUAUCCACGGUACAAAAUUCGUCAGCUUUAAAAAUGCCUAAUACUAAUAUAAUAAAAAUAUUUAAAUGAAAAAGCUGCUUUCCACGAAUGCCGUGCCUUACAGUUCUUUGAGUAAUCGUUUAAAUUGCCCAAGGGACUCUGCUUCCCUUAAGUUACAAGGAAGACUGUUCCAGAGAAUGGCGCCAAUAUAGCUGAAGCUGUUUUUGUAUUAGUUUGUGCGCGGUAAUGGAACAUUGACAAGUUUAUUUUCAGAGUCCCUUAGGUUAUAGCGGAGCUCCGGCGCGCGAAGCAAGCCAGCGGAGCACCAUGUAAUAAUGAUCGCCUUUUUUCCGAGAAAUAUACAGUGAAAGAUUAUAUUUCUAAUACUAAACUAGAAAAAGGCGAUCAUUAUUACAUCCAAACACGGUACAAGGAUCUUUUUUCCCAUUACAAUCUUAUUCUAAGAAAACUUUAAGAAAAAAUGUACCGAAAAGCGCUCGAAAAUACAAACGAAAUGUGCUCAUGCCCCCUGGGCAUCCUAUAAUACUCCUUAAAUAAUUCAAUAUGACCGCCGUAUCGGUAAAAAGGUCUAUUGUGAAAUACUGCAUUCUGACCGAGGUCUGUAUGAUAAAAACAGCGCCUCAUGGUACUGUUUCACCUCAGAUGUGGUGUAUAAAAAGUAUAAAAGGUUAGGUUUACACGUCCCCAGACUUGUUGGCUAGAUUUUGUAAAGUAAACUUGUCGAACGCAAAAAAUUCGGCCUGAUGUGUUUUCCAAGAAUUUUUUUUCCAGGUCUUAUCUACUGUGAUCAAGAGCCAUUAUGGCUAUGCUACUGGGUGUACAUAUAAGGCUAUUAACUCGAUGCAAGAUUAAGUUCACUCUUAGCUUGGACUGUUUGCAAAUUAUUUUUUUCUCUAAAAUCACUUAGCCUUUCCCUCAAAAGAGUCACAUGAAUGUGCUCUAAAGAAACGUGUUUAUUGUUUGAUUUAAAUUAUAAAUUCGAGUUGAUAGGAGCUUCGUGUUUAGCCCUGGCUAAAUCUAUAUAUUAUGCGACUUCUCGCCUUUCAAAUUUAGAACUAAGAUAGUUUGGAGCCAACCCGUGCAGAGACCUGUAAACCAUCGUAGCUCUUUAAAUUUGUUGCUGGCAAGCUAGGUUUUUCCACCCGAGAAGUUUGAAAAGGUGACCAGCAUCUACGUCAUAGCUUGAGUAGGUCAAAACACGGGCUGCUCUGUUUUGUAGCUUUUGAACCUUAUUCCGUAAAGUUAUCCCACAGUUUCCCCAAACAAUGUUGCAAUAAUCAAUUUUCGCGGUUCAGUGUUAUAAUUUGGCGUUUUUCGCGAAAAAGAAUCCUCGUCAAAUUUAAACACGCGAAAUUCAAUGACCAAAUAGUUCAUAGAAUAUUCAAAUCACAGAAAAGAUGAUAAAACAUGUAAUUAUAACGGCAUAUACACAGUACAAUAAUAAUUUGAGAAAUACACGAAUAAUCCACUGACUUUUAGUAAGUUCCGUUUUGUAUCUUCUAUGAAAGAGGGUGUUUUAAAUUAAUUAACAUUCGCAUACUGAAGAAGAAACUCUAGCUAGUAUCCGGCCCGAUGCCCAUACAGUUAAUCUACAAAUUUAGAAUGUCAGAAACGUUGGGGAAAAAAAAUCACCGGGUGAGAACAUUUGAAUCGCGAAAUUCAAUGCCUUUUGUUCAUAUGCUAUUAAUUAUUGAAAUCGCGAAAACCGGAGAUUGAGAUAAGACCCCGCGAAAAACUGUUACGAAUGUAACCACGAAAUUAACUACCAGUUACCGUAAAAUCCAGAGAAUAGGCCAGGGGCUUAUAUUUUUUCAAAGGCCCUUUUUGAGGGGCUUAUAUUGGGAAGGAAAUUUGCGUUUCAAAAUCGAUUGGGCUAGCCUUAUAGUUGGAAGUAAAUUUACCAUUUUUGCUUUGUUUUACUUUGUAUUUGAGGGCAGGUUUUCCAAGUACAAGCUUCCCGGGGGCAUAUAUUCGGAGGGGUGAUUUAACGGAGGGUUUUUUACGUUACCGGUUUGGGGGGGCUUAUAUUUGGAGAGGCUUAUACAUGGAGGGGCUUAUUUUCGGAAUUUUACGGUAGGUUUGUAAAACUUCCUACUUUUCUUUCAGGCGUUCCUUGUCCACAGGGCUGGGUGCGAUUCAAAGGAUACUGCUAUUUUGUCAGUAGCUCUAUCAAGACUUGGCAAAAUGCCCAAAUGCACUGCAUAGAACUGGGAGGAAAUCUGGUGAAAAUCAACAGCAAGGAGGAAAACGAGUUUGUACUAAACCUCGUAAACAAGCUCGCCCCAUCGCUGAAGCAGAUUUGGAUCGGACUCAAGUGGGACUCUCACGUAAAGGCCUAUGUGUGGUUCGAUCAUUCAGUCCCUACCUUCACCAAAUGGUCCUCAAAUGAACCAAAUUCAAAUGGUAUGGAGCCUUGUGGCAACAUGUGGACUGGUCACGCAGGGGAUUAUUUUAGGGCAUCUGGCGACUGGAAUGAU